Molecule: messenger RNA, 774 nt
Organism: Paramecium tetraurelia
Lineage: Eukaryota; Ciliophora; Oligohymenophorea; Peniculida; Parameciidae
Exons: 2
Source: RefSeq, a predicted model, not a curated record
AUGCAACUACGUUAAAGCAAGAGUAGGAAAAGCAUUGAUGAUUAAGAAAUUGGAUAAAAGAAACAAUAAAGCACAAGAAAAUCAGUUGGGCAAAGCAAGGCUAAUAGAAGUGUCUCCAAAGAUAAAGAGAAUCAUAAAACCUAGACUCUAUUAAAAAAUAAAGCAAAAAAUAUAAGUGAAACAUUCAAAUUGAAGGAUAUUCUAAAACGUAAAGAAUUGUAUAAAGGAAAUGAGGAAUAUGAAGAUCUUACUGCAACUAGAGCAACACCUUAAAAAACAGAGGGUUAAACAAGUAAUUCUCGAUUUAGCAAUUGCAAUUACAAACAAGAAAUAAUUGAAGAUAAUUUGAACUUAAAAUAAGAAAUAUUAGAACAUUUAGAGAAAAUUCAAUGCAUAGUUCAAAAAAAUGAAAGAUAUAUGACUCAUAGAUCUUAACAAGAAAUCAAACGCGAAAGUUUUAUUAACUAAGAAAAAUCUUCAAGGAAAUGCAUAAAUAAAGUUUCUGAAUAAGAUUAAAAAGAAGAUGUAACAAAUACGAGCAAUAUUUGUAAUUUAAAUUAUAUCAUUCAACAACAAUAAUUUUAAAUAUCAAAUUUAAAGACUAAAUUAUUUUGUUAGGAAUAACAAUUCUUAGAAAAGUAAUCAAAGUAUGAGUAGGAAGUGUUGUAAUUAAAAAACUAAAUAUUAUCAUUAACAAGUGGAAUGGAAAUGUUGAAAGAAUAAAUACAUUAACAUUAAUUUUAAAGGCAAGUAAAUGUUCAAACAAAAAAAUGA